CGUUAAAGGUCCUUAACUUGUCAGUCUUUUCACUUUCAGAGUCAAACACGGAUUCGUUAUGUGGACGAGAAGCUAACUGAUGUUUGAAGGAUCACAGGAACUUAAUCCCUAAGAGAUUAUUGUCAGAUUAAUAGAAGAUGAUCACCAAUCCAUAUCUCAAUACAGAUCAACCCUUCAUGCAUGAAGAUGACAAAAUACAAUUCACACCAAAGAAAGGAUCAGAUGUUAAGCUCCAAUAUGUUCACCAUGUGUCCCCAAACCCCCCACCAGAGAUCGGCAGCUCCAACCCCCCCAAGAAAGAUGUCAAAGAGAGAUGGUUGAAGUUCACCGUAGCGGCUGUGAUCUCCCUGCUGCUCCUCCUGAUGGUGGCUGGCAUCCUCCUCGGUUAUUACUAUUCCUCAUCCUGUCUACAUGGGAUGCGGUGUGGGGAUGGGAACUGUGUGUGGGACUCUCAGUGGUGUGACGGGGUCAAGAACUGUCCUGCAGGCCAGGAUGAAGCUAACUGUGUGAGGGUGCGUGGCUCAAACUUCCUCCUUGAAGUUUACUGGACUGAGACUAAAGAGUGGAGGCAGGUUUGCUCCGAGGGCUGGAGUGAUCAGCAGGGUAAAGCAAGCUGUCAUGACAUUGGAUACACCAGGGACACAUAUUUUCAAUCAGGACACCAAAGGACUGACUCAAAUAGGGGUUUUUUAUCAGUGAAGUCAAGCUUCAACCCUCAAUCAUCUAUACUGCAGCAGCUCACCCAGAGAAGUUCAUGCAAGAACAACAGUGUGGUAACGCUACAGUGUACAGACUGUGGGAACAGGGAGAGCUCCAGCGAAGCCUCUGGAUCCCAGCUGGCCUCUGUGGGGUCUUGGCCCUGGCAGGUCAGCCUACAUGUUGCUGGCUCUCACAGGUGUGGAGGAGCAAUCAUUUCACCACGAUGGCUCAUCACAGCAGCUCACUGUGUGAGCAGGACCUCAAGUCCUGCAGACUGGGCAGUGUAUGUUGGGAUAGUGGACCCGUUAGGCCCAGUGUUUAAUCCUGCCCAUGCUGUGAGUGAAAUAAUAACACAUGAAGGAUAUAACAGCCAGACUCAACAGAAUAACGUCGCGCUCAUGAAGCUCUUCGAUCCUUUGAACACCAAAGCUUCCAGUAAAAUCAGACCUGUGUGCCUCCCUAUUGCCGGUCUAAACAUGACUGAUCCUGGAAAGAGCUGGGUGACAUACUAUGGCCCCACAGCAAACAGAGAUUCUGGUUCUCUGUACCUGAAGGAAGCUCCAGUAUCACUCAUCCCCUCCGCAGAGUGCAACAGCUCCGAGGCAUACAGGGGCAGAAUAUCCCAGGAAAUGCUCUGUGCCACAAAGAUGGAAGCAGGAGCCACUAUGUGCAAUCCUGACAGUGGGGGUCCUCUGGUGUCCCACAUGGAUGGGCUGUGGUGGCUAAUGGGUGAGGGCGUGUGGGGGGAACACUGUAAUGGACAGAAUAAACCAGGUGUCUAUACCAACAUCAGACACCAUCUGGACUGGAUCUACUAUCAGAUGCAGAAGCAUCAAGAUGCCUGAAACUGCGACCAAAGAGGAUCGGCCUUGAAAAAAGAUUUUUGUUGUAACAUUUCUUAACUUAAGAUUUUAAAGCUGGAUUUGUAAUUAAUUGUGUGUAAUACUGAUUGUUUUAUUUUGAGUUAAUUACAUAAAAUAAUGCUAAAUAUUUCCAUAGGCUCUGAAAAACACAGAUCAGUUAUACAAUUACCUUAUUAGGUUAUAUCCAUCACUAGAAAGUCAAAAAGUUUACAAAGAGGAGCUUGAUGCCACUCCAGCUUAGUGGAUUUAAAUCUGGACUUUGACUAGGCCACUCCUAAAGUUGCUUUAAAGCCUGAAGUUCUCUGAGCUUUAAGUUUGAUGUGGUGGAAAAUCUGCUUCACGAAUUAGUAGUUAAGAAGAAAUAAUUGUCUUAUCAGUUUCAGUCCUCCAGUUCCUGAAGAAGAAAAACAGCUCCAGACCAGCCCUCUAUUACAAUGUUUAAGAUUCAAGAAGAUUUUCUUUUUCCUGUAAUUUUGUAGCAACUUCCACAAAAUUCUACUUUUGUCUCUUAAUUUUAAGUAGAUCAUCAAGGGUAAUGCUCAAGAAAUGCAACCCUCUCCCUUGGAUGUCAUUGUACCAAAGAUUCUUAUUUACUGUUGAAGUGUAAACAGACAUCUUAACUGAGGCAAAUGAAGUCUGCAGUGCUUAUGGAUUCUUUUUCUGCUCAGAUUUUUAAAUCAUAGAUAAGCUUUUGGGAGCCGCCUUUUAAGGCCGACCACUCUUGGAUAAUUACUGUACUGCUCAAUAUUUUAUUGGAAAUGACUUUCUAAGCCUAUCUCUAUUGUUCCAGGUUGUUUUUCCUUUUUUAGAUAUAUUUUAGACUACUACAUGCUUUUAGACGCCAGGAAUUUACCUUUAAAUUUUAAUCAGGCCUGGGUGCUAAUGAAUGAGAUUCAAAAUAUUAUUCUAUUCACACAGUAUAUUAAAUAAAAUAAAAAAAUUAUUAUUUUAAAUAUAUUCUAUUUCCAGUUGCUUGUGUCAAAAAUAGAAACAUAAAUCUAGAAAGAAAUUAGGCCUGCAUUGUGAAACGUAUAAAAUAUAUAAAUAAUGCAUGUUACUUAUGACAUGCUUUUAUUUUGUAGAGUGUUUUCUUUGAGAUGAUGAGGUACUUAUUUAAAUUAUUAGUAGACAUUGUAGCAUGACAAGAAGUAAUAUUAGCAUUGUUGCUAAUUUGUGUAGCAUCCUAAUAAAUUAAGCAAGAAAUACAUACAACUUUAUAUGUCAUCAAAAUGCAGGGUGAGAUGAAUUAUGUUGGGAUGGAGGGAUAAGAGGAAAAAAAAAACAGAAACAAGAUUUUUUUUUUCUUUCUUUGGCUCCCAAAUAUUUAUUAAUUUAAAAUGUCUGAUUUGUCCCCAAUUUUUUUAUUUACAAAACACCUCUGAUGUUUAGCACAUGAAACAUACACAGUUAAAUAAAGGAAUAAUCAUGUGUACCUAUA
Molecule: messenger RNA, 3000 nt
Organism: Cyprinodon tularosa
Lineage: Eukaryota; Metazoa; Chordata; Actinopteri; Cyprinodontiformes; Cyprinodontidae
Product: transmembrane protease serine 2-like
Exons: 13
Coding region: 138-1544 (468 amino acids)
Biological process (GO): proteolysis; acrosome reaction
Cellular component (GO): membrane
Molecular function (GO): protein binding; serine-type endopeptidase activity
Source: RefSeq, a predicted model, not a curated record